AUGUUCAGAGCAGCAGCAAAACAAUGUCUUAGUCAAAGUAGAAUUGUGACUCCUACUAAUAAAGUCACUACAACAUCGCUAUUCAAUCAAAAUGUUAAUACAACAAAAUCGAUUCAUUACAAUAAAUAUUUUAAUAACAACAAUACUUUAUUUAACAAUAAAUUAAUUUCAUCACCUCUUUAUUAUUCAACUAACAACAAUCACAACAACAGCAAUAAUAAUGAAUAUCAACAACAACAACAACAACAAAAUAAUAAUAAUAACAAUUCAAAUUUUAAAUAUAUGGUACCAUUAUUGGGAGCAGGAUUUAUAAUUCCAUUAUUUUUCCUUGCAGUUGAGGAUGGAGAAGUCGCUCAACCACCACCAAACAUCGACAUUCAAAAGAUAUACUCGUCAAAGUCGACAAGUGAACUUAUGUUUUCAUUUUUCAUUCUAAAGUUAUGUACAUUCAAAAUAUUCUCAGAGAAUGGAUCUGCAUUCAUUAAUUUCGCAAACAAUUGGGGAUUAUCAGUACCAAUGAAUUUCAUUGUUAAACAUACAUUCUUUAAACAAUUUUGUGCAGGUGAAACUAUCGAUGAAACUGAGGAAUUCACAAAGAAGCUGAAUGAUCAAGGCAUUGGAACGAUCUUGGAUUACAGUGUUGAAGAUAAAGAUGGUACUCCAGAGUCAUUCGAUCACGUUGCAAGUCAGAUUCAAAAGACAAUUGCAAUCGCAGCUAAAUAUCCGGAUUACUCAUUCAGUUGUGUCAAGGUAACUGGUUUGACCGGUACCAAACUCAUGGAGAAGUUGAAUCAAAUCGUGUUGUCUGCCAUUCAGCAGAAACAACAACUGCCGGCUGAUUUCAUUACUUCGCCAACUGCGAUCUACGCUGCAUCAAACUUGCUCUCAGACUCUGAGAAGGUCGAGAUGGUGCAACUGAUGAACCGUUUGGAUUCGAUAUUCGCAGAGUGCUAUCGUUCCAACGUUCCAAUUCUCGUGGAUGCCGAGCAGUCCUACUACCAGGCGGCCAUUCAUCACAUUGCAAUCGCAUUCUCUGCGAAAUACAACAAGUCGAAGCCGUUGAUCUACAAUACCUAUCAGAUGUACUUAUCACAGGGUUUGAACAUGUUGAACGACCACUUGGCACUCUCGAAGCAACUGGGAUUCAAGUUGGGUGCAAAGGUGGUGAGAGGCGCCUACAUGGUGUCCGAGAGAAAGCGUGCCGAAGAUCAUGGCUAUCCGAGCCCGAUUCUGCCGAACAUCCAAGAGACUCAUCACAGCUACUUCACAGCGAUGGAAACACUCCUCAAGGAUUCUUCAAACAUCGGUAUCAUGUUUGCCACUCACAACGAACAAUCUGUCAACUUUGGUGUCGAGAGAAUGAAGCAAUUGAACAUCGAUCCAAAGAAUCCAAACAUUCAAUUCGGUCAACUCUUUGGUAUGGCUGAUUUCCUCUCACUCAAUCUCGUCAAUCAGAAUCAAAGAGUAUUCAAAUAUGUACCGUAUGGACCAGUACAAGAAGUAUUGCCCUAUUUGAUUCGUCGUAUGCAAGAAAACAGAGGAUUCAUUGGUUCAAAUAGUGCAACUGAAUUAUUAUUCCUAAAGAAAGAGAUCAAAAGAAGAUUAUUUGGUUCAAAAUAG
Molecule: messenger RNA, 1620 nt
Organism: Heterostelium album PN500
Lineage: Eukaryota; Evosea; Eumycetozoa; Acytosteliales; Acytosteliaceae
Product: proline dehydrogenase family protein
Exons: 2
Coding region: 1-1620 (539 amino acids)
Cellular component (GO): mitochondrion
Molecular function (GO): proline dehydrogenase activity; FAD binding
Source: RefSeq, a predicted model, not a curated record